This is a messenger RNA of Ochotona curzoniae (black-lipped pika), 2164 nucleotides long. RefSeq names its product asporin (gene ASPN). The coding region runs from base 30 to 1148 and encodes 372 amino acids. The record is from RefSeq and is a predicted model, not a curated record. Gene Ontology annotation, molecular function: protein binding. NCBI's taxonomy places the organism in Eukaryota, Metazoa, Chordata, Mammalia, Lagomorpha, Ochotonidae. The transcript has 7 exons.
GUGUCUGUCUGUCCCUAGGCUGAGACACCAUGAAGGAUUGUGUUCUGCUGCUGCUCCUUGCUGCCUUGUGCUCUGCCAAGCCCUUCCGCAGCCCCUCUCACCUGGCCCUGAAAAACAUGAUGCUGAAGGACAUGGAAGACAACGAUGACGACGACGACGAUGACAACUCUGUUUUUCCAACAAAAGAGACAGUCUAUCCAUUUUUCCCAUUCGAUCUGUUUCCAACGUGCCCAUUUGGAUGCCAGUGCUAUUCACGCGUUGUGCACUGUUCUGACCUAGGUUUGACUUCAGUCCCCAGCAACAUUCCGUUUGAUACUCGCCUAAUUGACCUCCAAAAUAAUAAAAUUAAGGAAAUCAAAGAAAAUGACUUCAAAGGACUCACUUCGCUCUAUGCUUUGAUUCUGAACAACAACAAGCUCACAAAGAUUCAUCCAAAAACCUUUCUAACCACAAAAAAGUUGCGAAGGCUCUAUUUGUCCCACAAUCAACUAAAUGAAAUACCACUUAAUCUUCCCAAAUCACUAGCAGAACUCAGAAUUCAUGAUAACAAAGUUAAGAAAAUACAAAAGGACACAUUUAAAGGAAUGAAUGCUUUACAUGUUUUGGAAAUGAGUGCAAACCCUCUUGAUAACAAUGGCAUAGAGCCAGGGGCAUUUGAAGGGGUGACGGUGUUCCACAUCAGAAUUGCAGAAGCAAAGCUAACCUCGAUUCCUAAAGAUCUGCCAUCAACUUUAUUGGAGCUCCAUUUAGACUACAAUAAAAUUUCAACUGUGGAACUUGAAGAUUUUAAACGCUACAAAGAACUGCAAAGGCUGGGCCUAGGAAAUAACAGAAUCUCGGACAUCGAAAAUGGAAGCUUUGCUAAUAUACCACGUGUCAGGGAAAUACACUUGGAAAAAAAUAAACUAAAGAAAAUUCCUUCAGGAUUACAAGAGUUGAAAUAUCUCCAGGUAAUCUUCCUUAAUUCUAAUUCAAUCACUAAAGUGGGAGUGAAUGACUUCUGUCCAACAGUGCCAAAGAUGAAGAAAUCUUUGUACAGUGCAAUCAGCUUAUCCAACAAUCCGGUAAAUCCCAGGGAAAUACAACCUGCAACAUUUCGUUGUGUCUUGAACCGAAUGAGUGUUCAGCUUGGAAACUUCAGAAAGUAAUAAUUAUUCAUGUCCAUUCAGCACAAAAUUCAAAACCUACAUUUUGAAUACUUGAACUCUAUUAAUAAUUGUGGUAUUUUAUACACAAGCUAAAGUCUGUUCCAAGUGGCAAGUCCACUGAUGUGUUAUGACAAAAAAUUUCAACAAAAUUUUGCCAAAUCAUUGAUAACAUAAGGGUGAAGAGAAACAAGUAUUUACUACAGUUUCUUCUUACAUACAAGCGAUUUUGCGUAAAUCUUUUGUCUUGAACAUUCCUUUCUCAGUAGGAAAAAGAGGACAUUCAGUAUUUAACUCUUUUUAUCAUGUGCAUUUUUACACUUGAUGUAAGCCAAAAAGGCCGAGAAGUAAUAUUACGUGCAUUUUUAAAAGAAUUGUACUGUAAAUGGAAUGCCUGACUUAGCAACAUUUGUGCUUUUUCAUUUACUGCUAGAAAAAAAAAAUGGACAUGGACCGUUAUUUGAAGAGUACAUCAUGCUAGUCUUACUAUUCUUUAAUAACUUUAGUACUGUAAUAUUUCUGAUAAUGUUAAUUAUGGUUUGAUAUAAUCACAUUGAAAUUCUCAUGUCUUUAGAGCCUUGUUAAAGCUAACUUCUUAUAAUAAAAUCUACAGUAUAUGCUCAGUACCAACUGAACAGAUGCUAUUCAUUACAAACUAAUUUUUAGGCUAUGAUUUUCUUUUUUAAUUAUGUUUACCUAGCUAUAAAACCCCUGUAAAAAUGUGUAGUGGAUGUUUAUAUAAAGAAUUUAACUCUUAUUUUAAAUUUUCAGUUAUUAUAAGCUUUUAACAGCAUGUCAAUUGUUAAAAUUAUAUAACAUUUUCACCUCAACUCUAAGCAAUAUUGUCAGGAUAUCCCUGGAUGACUUUCUUGGAAGACAAAAUCAAUUCCAAACCGAAGUGUAUCCUAUAUAUGCAUAGAAAAGGUAAUUUUGAAAACCACAUGAUUAGGACAGCAUCUUAUAAAACAGGAAAGUCUGAAAUAAGUAAAAUUAGAAAAUAAAGAGAUUACAAAAAUUGG